AUGUCAAAUCAUAAUCAAGCUUGGAGAAUCACGAGUGUAGAUUUACACAAGAAACUAAUUCCGAUAAAUAAAAAUCACUACGUAUUUGGCAAACAUCAAUUAGGAAGUGGAGCAUUUGGAAGAGUUUAUCCAGCACAACGACAAAAAGAUGGCGUCAAUGUUGCGGUAAAAGUCGUUAGUUUAGCAGAAAGCUCAUCGUCAUCAUCAUACUUAGUUGAAUCGUUUUUGAAUGAAGUUCGACAAUCAACGCGAUUGUCAUCGGAAUCGAAACAUGUUGUGAAAAUGUUUGAUUUUGAUUUUCAUCCGUCCGGUUUAGCUUUUAUUGUUAUGGAACGUGGUGAUCAAGAUUUAGAAAAGACUCUUAUUAAUCAACCAACUUUACCAGUCAGUCAACAAAAAGUUCUAUGGAGACAAAUUCUAAAUAUUCUCAUUACACUACAUAAACAUUCAAUUGUUCAUUUGGACUUGAAACCGUCAAAUCUUGUAUUUUUCGGUAAUCGAUUGAAACUAGUGGAUUUAGGUAUUGCACAGAAAGCCAAUACUCGAGGGCAAGGUCCAAACGGCACAUUCGGUUACACUGCACCUGAAGUUCGUCUCGUUCCACACGAUGCUUGGCCUCGUUACACAAGUAAAGCUGAUAUUUGGUCUGUCGGAGCUAUUCUGUACUGGAUCAAUUACGGAUCUUCUCCUAAAUACGAUCAUCAUAAUCGAUCUUAUCGUCCACCUCAUGGUCUUCCAUCAGUUAAAGAUGAAAAUAUUGGUGAUGUCCUUCGACAUACACUUCAAAUGGACCCAUAUCAGCGAUCAUCAACAAAUUGGCUUGCUCAACAUUCAUUUACACGUUCUUCAUAA
Messenger RNA from Adineta ricciae, 852 nucleotides. The record is from the annotation of a GenBank genome assembly. NCBI's taxonomy places the organism in Eukaryota, Metazoa, Rotifera, Eurotatoria, Adinetida, Adinetidae.